ACAAAGGUGUGAAGCGUUUAAGUUGAUCCAGUUCCAUUUCCCACUCGCCAUGUACGAGCCUAAAACGCUCAAAGAAACCAUCAAACCAUUGAUGGUGGUAAACUUCGUGUUCGGCAUGGGCCUGACCGGUAUCGAGGCAAAGAAACCUUCGAAGAAACUCGAAUACGUUUACACGCUAUGCAAUCUUGUGUUAUUCUACUUCAUCAAUAAAUUAACCUUGCCUUAUUACGACAAAUACUAUGUCAUCAGCACGUUCGAGCUAAGUCGUUUCAUAUUUCAAUGGAUGUUCCACGCGAAUAUUUGGACGAUAACACUGUUGAUUAUCAUUACCAGGAUAAAAGCACAGCAAUUACGAACAAUAGUGUCACUUGUAGAAUUAAGCGAUCAAAAAAUGGAAAACAUAGGAUUGUCACCGAAGCAUCGUUGCCUGAUGAUGUAUCAGAUCAAAAGAUACAUAUUCCUUGGAAUAUACACGCUCAUCUUCGUUGUGUUGAUCUACCAUUGUCAUUACGAAUCAACCACGCCAGCGCUUAUUAAAUUAUGCCUUUCCAUUUUACCGAACAUUCCGUUCAUAGUGUUCGGCGUCAGCACCAUCUCCUUCUGUUUCUGGGUCACGUGCUUGAAAUUAAAGUUUCGUCAGUUGAACGAGUUACUUCGUAGUAUGAGAAUCAUGGAAUCGCCAAUUCACAAAAGAGUGUUGGAAAUGACGAACAAUUUCGAGAACAACAGAUUCGCUUUGUACAGGAAUGAACACGUAAGAAGGAACACGAACACUAUAAGAGCAGUAAAGCAAAUCCAUCUGGAGAUAAUCAAGAUCGUGUCCUUUCUGAAUCAAACGUUUGGAAUACAGAUCCUGAUACAGAUGACAGUGUCGGUUGUCUUCACCACCAAUCUUCUCCACCUGUUGUACAGGGUUAUAUGGCUGAAUUUUACCCUCCCUGAGCUUCUACAGGAAUUGAUCUCCGUGAUUUUUUGGAUAUUGAUCUACGGGUCGCAAAUCUUGUACGUGAAUCACGUUUGUGCCAGCACUAACUCAGAGGCAGUAAAUAUUGGCAACAUUAUUUGCGAGUUUUAUGAACCAUUCGCAACGAAAGAAUUUCAAGCAGAGAUUCGAGAUUUCACUCUACAAUUGAUACAAAAUCCAGUGGUAUUUACGGCAUACGGAUUCUUCAAUCUGGAUCACUCGUUUAUCCAAGGGGUCAUUGGAACGAUCACCACGUAUCUCGUAGUCAUGAUCCAAGUGGGAGACUUAUCAAAUUCGGACAAAUCGAUACUCUCAUGAAUGGAAAUCGAUAUUUAAUCCAAAUUUUAUUUAAUUAUACUCUUAAAGAUAUCAGUCAAUUGUAUUGAGUGGAAAAAAAAUUUAAAAGAUUGCU
Molecule: messenger RNA, 1376 nt
Organism: Apis mellifera (honey bee)
Lineage: Eukaryota; Metazoa; Arthropoda; Insecta; Hymenoptera; Apidae
Product: gustatory and pheromone receptor 32a-like
Exons: 7
Coding region: 50-1282 (410 amino acids)
Biological process (GO): sensory perception of taste
Cellular component (GO): membrane; neuronal cell body; dendrite
Source: RefSeq, a predicted model, not a curated record